AAUAAAGUUUUAUUUGAAGAAAAGAACACGUUGCCAUGACAGCGCCCCUUGUUGACACUCUGCUGCUCGUCCAGCUGACAGGCUAACUACUGUCUAACUACUGUUUAACUGCUGUUUAACUACAUUUGAACCACAUUUUGUGAGCUUGCACGAUAUUUCACGAUGCCACCCAAGACUAAAAGCAAAAAGUCUGCGAAGGGGAAGUCUUCAGCCGUGGUGGACGGUCUCUCAACGGAUGAGAUGUCCAAGGAUCAGCUGGAGGAGCACAUCGUCCGCCUCCGGGAGGAGCUGGACAGAGAGCGGGAGGAGAGGAGCUACUUCCAGCUGGAGAGGGACAAGAUCCAAGCCUUCUGGGAAAUCUCCAAGAGGAACCUGGAGGAGGAGAAGGCCGGGCUGAGGAACAGACACAGGGAGAGAGAUGAGGCACAGGAGCGCCACCGAUCGGAGAUCACUGUUUACAAGCAGAAGCUGAAGCAUGUCCUGUCUGAACAACACAACACGAUCUCUGGGCUGAAGAUGGACGGCGUGGCCUCGACCUCGCUGAUGCAGAACCAGCACACGCAGUCAGAGCUUGGGCUGCGGAGAGAAGUGCACGGCCUGCAGUCGGACUUCAGAGAGAGGAAGCUCCACAACGAAAACUUCAUCAAGGAGCUCAAGCUGAAACACCAGGUGGAGUUUAUGGAGCUGACAAACAACUAUGACAGAAGAAUCAGAGAGAUGGAGGUGAAAUUUGGCAGGAAAAUGGAGACAACGAUCGUAAUGGGGGGCAAAAAGCGGCGGGCUGAGGUCAACGAGCUCGACAACAGAAUGGAAAGUCGCGUUUUGACUCUGAUAGAAGACCACGACCGAACUCUCAGAGGCGCUGAGGAGUACUACUCUGCUAUUCAAAUUAAAGUGCUGGCGGAUCAGAAGGUGCUGAAGGAACAACUUGCAGAGGCGACGAAGCUGCAGGCGCGAGUAGACAAAGAGUUUUCAGCAGCUGAGCAGGAGAACAAACGCCUGAGUGAGUCUCUGCAGGAAGCCCAACAGAAGCGGUCCGAGCUCGAAAAAGAGCUGCAAGACUACAACCAGACCAAGGAGAAGAUGGCGAUGACUAGAGCUCGAGUGAAGGUCAUUGAAAUGGAGCAGAGAGACCUGAUGGUGAAGCACGAGCUGCUGCUGCAGGCGUCUCAGAAGGUUCAGCAGGAACGCGAUGAUCUGUUGAAGAGGCAGACGGAGGCUGUCCUGGACGUUCAGCAGAAGAGCGGACUGAAGGAGUUGAUGCUGGAGAGAAAGUUGUCAGCGCUGACAGAAACUGUGGAAAAGAAGGAAGCUCAGCUCUGCGUCGCACUCUCGGCCUCCAACGUCGACCAAACUGCCGGCAGCAAUCCCUCAAACAAACUUGAGGAAAUAUUCGAGUCUAAACAGGUCACCAUCAGCGCCCUGCAGUGUGACUUGGCUCGAGAUUGUCAGGAGUAUGACGACCUGCUGCAGACCAGUAAGGAGAAGCUGAAGGCUUUGGGCGUCCUUAUGUACGACUUCCGCUUCAGGCCCUCGAAGCAGAUCCUGGGUUGACAGACUCGGGUCCAGAACUCUCCUGGACCUGCCUCCAAACACUGAACUCACCCAGGUGUCAGGUUUACACUCACCUGCUCCACCUGGAUACUUCCCAUCCCAAACUACUUGACCUCUCUACCUUGCUCUCAUUUGAUCAUUUCCUAAAGACACGUUACAUAAUUAAUAUGCAGUUUACUCUUGAUGUUCUUAAUGUUUUAAAAUGAAUGUACCUUCUGAAGUCUUUUAUCCUGGUUAUUAAACCAUCCUGCUGCUGACAAUUCAUGUCUUUGUAUUGAUGCUGCUGGUGAGGACGGUGUUUACCAGGUAAACUCUAAAUCACAAAUUUACAGUCAUGUUGUUAAACAACAAUAAACUAUAUUUUUGUCAUAAUA
Sebastes umbrosus (honeycomb rockfish) is the source of this 1928-nucleotide messenger RNA. Its product is annotated as dynein regulatory complex subunit 4-like. NCBI's taxonomy places the organism in Eukaryota, Metazoa, Chordata, Actinopteri, Perciformes, Sebastidae. The record is from RefSeq and is a predicted model, not a curated record. The coding region runs from base 163 to 1554 and encodes 463 amino acids. Gene Ontology annotation, biological process: flagellated sperm motility. Gene Ontology annotation, cellular component: microtubule; Golgi apparatus; motile cilium. The transcript has 11 exons. Gene Ontology annotation, molecular function: microtubule binding; small GTPase binding.